AUGGAAGGCCAAAAGCUUCGUAUUCUCAUCGUUGGAGCCGGUAUAGGCGGUCUCACCGCCGCGUUGGCAUUGAGCCGCGAAGGCCACGAAGUCUUGGUGUUCGAGAAGUCAAAGUUCGCCGCGGAAAUUGGUGCAGCCAUUGGGCUAGCAGCAAACUGUACCUCUAUCCUGCGAAAGAUUGGUUUCGAGCCGGAGGAACACGGGUCCAGCAUCUGCAAUCUGUGGACUAUGUACAAUUCGGCUGGCAAGUGCUUCGUCAAGCAGGAAAUUCCGUCCAAACUCCAAUCGGAGAGGUUUUACUUCAUCCACCGAGCGCAUCUCCACUCAGCCCUUAAGCACCAAGUCCUGCAACAAGGAGAUACCGGCGGCGAGCUGGUUCAGCUGCACCUCAGUUGUGACAUUACAUCUCUAGAUAUCCAGAACGGCCAGCUGACGCUGUCCGACGGACGGAAGCAUCAUGGCGACGCGAUUAUCGGCGCUGAUGGUGUCCACCAUUGCUACCGUUGGCUAUCUCCGAGGAGCACCAUGGCCGAUGACAACCGAACAUCGGAGUAUGCCAAACUCGGUAUUUCCUUGACGGAAUGGAUGGGAAAUGAUCGCCGUAUCAUCUGCUAUCCUUGUGCCGAUGGCGAGAUGUUGAACCUGGUCGCCAUUGUACCGAGCGAAGAGGUGGAGGCGUCUGCCAUUGCGGAAUCUCCUCAGGACAAGAAGAAGGGGAUGCUGAAGUCGUUUGAGACUUUCGGUGACGGAGCCAAAGCUGUUCUGGAACAGGCCCCCGAGGAAGAUCUGAAGGCGAUGCUUGCCACCCCUUCACACCGUGGCGCUGCAAUGGCAAUUGAAGAUGCUGUCACCCUCGCUAUUCUGCUACGGCGGGGCACUCUGGCAGAACAGGUCCCAGAGCGGCUCAAGUUGCUGCAGGUCUGUCGCAAAGAAAGAGCUGACCGCAUUCAAGAUUACGCUCGUAGAAAUGGACAAGAUGCAAGCGACUCGCAAAGAGGCCAGCCCACUCAUAGCCAAUCUGGCGACAAGAAGACAGUUGUGUGCAAAGGCCGUUUGGACGCUUGA
Colletotrichum tamarilloi is the source of this 1065-nucleotide messenger RNA. RefSeq names its product FAD binding domain-containing protein. Gene Ontology annotation, molecular function: monooxygenase activity. NCBI's taxonomy places the organism in Eukaryota, Fungi, Ascomycota, Sordariomycetes, Glomerellales, Glomerellaceae. The record is from RefSeq and is a predicted model, not a curated record. The transcript has 9 exons. The coding region runs from base 1 to 1065 and encodes 354 amino acids.